UCUAUUUUUUGCUGUUAUUAUGUCGUAGAGAAUCCCGAUAAGGAUGUAAAUUCACAAGUGGCCUAACUGGUGAAAAAGCUCUAGACACCGUCACAGAAAUUGUAAUGGUUAUAAUGGGAAAUAUUUUGAUUUUUAUGGAAAGUACAACUUUAUGGGUCUCUGCUAGUGUGGCUGAGAACCAAUGGGACACUAUUAAAAUACUGGACAACACAUAAUGGGAAUUUGUAAAUGUAUGUUUAAUGGUCCGUUAAUGCAUUUGUAUUGGAAACCAUUCGAGUUUGAAUAGUUUUCUUUACAGGAGGAAUAAAUACUGGGUUGUUUCAAGUCACGUUCGGGUUUUUAUGGACAAACCCAAUAUGUUGGUUUAAAAUUAACUUUAAAAAGUCAAUUUGACUGGCAUUGCGUUAUUAAAUGAAUCAUAUUUGUUUAUAAUACAACAAAGCAGUGCAGUGUUGGCUUGCUCAACGGGAGACUGCAUUUAUUUAACAUUUUUAACAUGUUUCUGUGACAUUUUAUUUUAUUAGAUAUUAUUUAUCAGAAUGAUCUUGCUUGUUCUAUAAACACCAUGCGAUGUGCUGUGUAUUGUCUACCUGUUUUUUUUUAUUCCUGUAAAGCUGCUUUGGAACAAUGUUGUGAAACGCGAUAUAAAUAAACUAGGAUUUAAUUGAAUGAUGUUUUUAUAUUCUUCCUAUAACAUUCAUAAACAAUUUCCUCAAUUCAUGCAUGAAUUCAUGCGGAAAUCUGUGUUGUCUUUAUUUGCUAAGAACAAACUCCAUGCAAAUCAUUUGUACAUUUCCUUAUAUUUCCCUUACACAAGUUUGACAAAAUCCACAAGUUGUUACAGUGAACCGCUGAUCCAGAAUUCCUACAAACCAAACAUAGCAUUUCCCAAAGACAACCCUCCGCCCUGCACCUGCAAAAAUACCGAGCCAGCAAAGCAGUACGUCCCAAAAGAUGAGAUGGAAGAUCUAGGGAAACGCCGAGCAGAAGAGUACCGACAACAUCAGAUCAGAACGGGCAAACAGAACGAUGUUCUUCUACUUGCCCCUCCUAACACCCCCCUUCAGUAUCCCAUCAGAGGAUUCAGAGUGUCGCCCAUGAAUAAAACUCUUAUUCCUGGUCUAGCUCUGCACGCACAAAACCAAACAAUUUACGAGGUGUCGCUGAAGGUGGGGAAAGGUGUGCUGUCAGUAAUGGAUGUUCAGGAAGGAGAGGACGUGGACGGACAGAAUGAAGCGAAUCUGACCAUCUCCUCCACCAGUCUUGAAAAACUCAAUGAUCUGCUGAGCCGAGUGACCUACACCAGCACCAUCUACCACAUCAAGACUGAAGAUCUCUCUUACUUCUCUUUUGAGAACUAUGAGGUCAUUUUUCCAAUCGAGAUCAAACGUCCAUCAGUUCCUGUUCUUUAUGAUCUGGGGAGGGAGAUAAACUCUCAGGUGACUGUACUGGUGAAAGCAUUUUUGAGAUACAAAGAACUAAAAGUUCUUAUAAAGAGUAUUCGUGUGAACUACCCAAACCUAAAGAUCAUUAUUGCAGACGACAGCCAUGAGCCAGAGAAGAUUGAAGGAGACAAUAUAGAGCAUUACAUCAUGCCUCCAGCACAGGGUUGGUUUGCAGGCAGAAAUCUGGCAGUGUCACAAGUCACCACUAAAUACUUCUUAUGGGUGGAUGAUGACUUUGUGUUCCUGAACCAGACACGUAUAGAGAGUUUUGUGAAGAUCAUGGAAGCCGUCCCUGAACUAGAUGUGGUUGGCGGUGAGGUUGAUGGAAAUCGGUUUGCCUUUAAAUUGCUCUAUCAAGAGGGAAACAGCGAUGAAGGCGGCUGCAUCACACGUGUCAGAGAAAAACACGGACCCGUGCCGGGAUUGGACAAAUGCUUCUUCGUCGAUGGGGUCGUCAACUAUUUCAUGGCCCGAACGGAUGCUGUGCGAAGGGUCGGUUUUGACCCGUUCCUCAAAAGGGUGGCUCACACUGAAUUCUUCAUCGACGGACUGGGAGGUUUGUUAGUCGCCACCUGUGAAGGUCUCCGAAUCGGCCACCAGGAACGCAAGGUCACAGGAGAUUAUAAUAAGUACAGGUUUCCGCCCAAAAGUGAUUCAAAUAAUAAAAUGAAACACCAUUUCUUCAAGAAUCAUCUCAAGUGUAUCAAGUAUUGAGGAGAACAGAUGUCUCAUCUUACAACACCCAACUCCUCACAUUGAUAAAGUAAGAACAAAAGUGAAGGGUGACUUGAGUGAAACUUCUUUGAUCUGAAGGUGUGUGUGCUUAAAUGCCUCAAACUAAUUUUGUCAGCAAAAUAUAAUUGUGCAAUCAACUAAGAUUAUUUAGUUACCAAAUUAUUUUUAAUUCGGAUAUAUUGGAGUGAAUAAUGAAGAAAAUAUUUUAACUGUUCAUCUUGUCUGCAAAUUCAAGGCAAAGGGUGACUACAAUGAAGAUGGUGAAAUAUACAAUAAAUAAACCAAUGAUGUAAAGGGUUUCGGGAAACCCCGCCCAGCUUAAUUUUGGAUCUGUAGUGUUUAUUUAAGUUGUAAAGGAAAGAAUCUGAAUGUAGCAUGAAAUGUUUUGACAGAACAUAACUGCCAGAGCUUAGUAAAGAAAUGUUUAUGUAUUUAUUACAUAUUUUUCUAUUCAUUGUAUGUCACGAAUCACAUGACAUAGCCUAAAUAUCUCAUUGUCAAAGAGCACAAAGCUUUAAUGUACAUUGAAAACAAGUCAUCUGUGGCACAGUUCUAAUAGUUUGUUAAAAUGAUUUUGGUGAAUUUAACGGUUGUAACACUUGAUUUAUUAGAUGGUUUUGUGGCUUAUGUGUGUUUUAUUUGAUGGUGUUUUAGAGAUUUUUUGUCUAGUUUUCUAGUCACAUACUUCAAUAGGCUUUUGUGUCUUUGUUAAAAUGCCACAGUUUUUCUCACUGCACUGUUAAUCCCACAGCCAUGCAAACACUCAUGAAAGUAUGGAAAGAAUGGUGUGAUUUUUUUCUGUUAUUUAUUUUUUUAGUGUAAAUGUGUAAAUAUGGUUGUCUCUAACAAAAGACAUUAAACCGUUUUACUAUA
Molecule: messenger RNA, 3053 nt
Organism: Triplophysa dalaica
Lineage: Eukaryota; Metazoa; Chordata; Actinopteri; Cypriniformes; Nemacheilidae
Product: beta-1,4 N-acetylgalactosaminyltransferase 2-like
Exons: 10
Coding region: 669-2159 (496 amino acids)
Biological process (GO): UDP-N-acetylgalactosamine metabolic process; UDP-N-acetylglucosamine metabolic process
Cellular component (GO): Golgi membrane
Molecular function (GO): hexosyltransferase activity
Source: RefSeq, a predicted model, not a curated record